This is a messenger RNA of Drosophila mauritiana, 364 nucleotides long. RefSeq lists its product as uncharacterized. NCBI's taxonomy places the organism in Eukaryota, Metazoa, Arthropoda, Insecta, Diptera, Drosophilidae. The record is from RefSeq and is a predicted model, not a curated record. The coding region runs from base 16 to 321 and encodes 101 amino acids. The transcript has 3 exons.
AGCAGUCAUAAAAUUAUGAUCGCUGAGAAAAGCAGCCGACCAAUCACAAAACCAUUUCCCCUUUUCAAAAAACCGAGCAUUUUGCAUCUGGUGGAGAGUACUCAGAUUUGUUUGGAGAGUUUUGGAGAGGAAUUCGUAAAGCCGGGUCUACAAAGCCGAACGAACCCGAGAGCGAAGACUCCGCCUAUCGGAUUCGGAAAUGCCCGUUCGGCGGGUAUAAAAGCGGUCGCUCUGAGCGAGCACCACUCAUUCGUUGUCCGACCGCUCGCAGCAAAAGAUAUAGAAAUCGAGAACGCAAACGCAGAAAACACGCUGGAUUAAAGUGUUUCGUUUCGAACAUCGACUGAGUGAGAAAACAAAGUGA